GAACUGUGUCUCAGGUCGAGAAUCAGUGUCUCUGGGAGGAGUUUAUCGCAUAUUUCCAGUUUAAAAAAACCUAAUUGGGCUAAUUCGUGAACUCCUGUCCUCUGCAAGGCGGAGACAGGAGGACACAUUUAUCUCCUGCUGUGUGAUGCUUCAUCAGUAGAUAAAUAUUCAGUGUUGAGGAUGCUACAGUCAGGCGCCCCGCACCUCCUCCUCCCCCCUCUGCUUCUCCCCCCUCCCCUUUCUCCCUCAGCACGUAGUCUGGUUGAUUUCACUUUUCAUUUCACACACACACCCCUCCUCCCUCCUCCCUGAUCCACCCCGCCAUCGAGGAGACUCCCCAUCCAUCCCCUAGCUACACUGCGCUGGAAUAAGACGCUACACCAGCCCUGCCGCACUCCACCUCUCACACAUUAACCAAAAAAAAAAAAACAUUGUCGGAUUCAAGACAAAACGGUGCGCGUUUGCCAGCAACACUGGAUGUAGAGAUGUAUGGUCGCGUUUGAUGCUGUUAUUUCCCCCCUGAGAUUUAACGUUACCACGAUGCCAAAGCCAGGGACGCUCCGGCUGUGUUGAGACAAGCGCUGGAUUAAAAAGGUGUCACAAACAGGCAGCACACACAGGACUGGACCACAAACAGAGGCUUCAUUUUGCGGUCAGCAUGGCUGUGAACAUGAUGCCAACUUCCGCCAUUUGGCCUGGGGAGGAACAACCAUCGCUGCUGGACCAGGAGGGCUCUCUGGCGAGCCAAGCCCCUAUCUCUGUGCCAUGCCCACCAGCCAUAGGUGAACAUCUCAUCCACAGCAGCAGCAGCCCGGCCAGCGCACGGCACCCCCGCAGCAAAUCCAAAGGAGAGCUGGUCAUAGUCAUCAACGAGAAACUGAACAGUAAUGGGAUACACCCAGCCCCUGCAGAGAGCACCUCUCCAGUCAUCUCCUCUCCUCCCAGAAGACAACACUCCAUCUCUUACCCUCAUCACGGCAAGACCAGGAAGGGGAGCAGGGCCAGCUCCAUCGGCUACACCGCCUUUUCGCCUAGGCCGUCGCUUUCUCGCCACUCCAGCAUCGCUACCAACCCACCCUUGGACCGGACCAAGGUUAAAGACUACCUCCUCCUGUCCGUGCUGGCCUGCUUCUGCCCCGUUUGGCCCAUAAACAUUGUGGGAUUUGUCUACUCCAUCAUGUCCAAGAACAGCCUCGAGCAGGGAAACCUGGACGGUGCUGUGCGUCUGGGACGUGUGGCCAAGAUGCUCUCCAUGGUAUCACUAGUAGGAGGGACGGUCAUAAUCAUCGCCUGCAUUGUCAACCUGGCUAUAAAUGUGAAAACCUGAGUUUCAUCCCAGGAUGAAACUGGAUAAGGCAACUGACCGUCUGGCCCGCACCUGCACCACCGUCUUUACCGCCUAGUCAUUACCUGGAUGUGUGACAAAUAUGCACACGAUAUACAGUGCUUACUUAUAUUUCUGUAAUCUAUAUAAAUCUCUUUUGCUAAUGGAAGAAAAUAACAUAUGCAAAUGCUGCUGCUCUGAGUCAGGGUUGGGGUGGGAGGGGGUGGUUUGUCCAUCUGAUGUUAGAUGGAGAAGGGAGUAGACAGUCAGACUAAUCAGUCCCUUCGUAUUCUGGUCAACGCAUUCAGAGCGAUUCUUGAGAAAAGACACAAACUCUUCAAGAGUCCCAUCACCACCCGCAGGAUUGACUCUAAUCAAGGUGGACCAGAAAAGACACCAGUGUAGGUGGUUACAGAACGUCAAACAGAAAGGAUUGCCUCCCCGCUUCAGCGCCACAUGCAAAGUCCCUAACAAAAUGUCCGCCAAGUCCACCCUUCACUGCAUCGACGACAGGACGCAUCAGAGUUUCAGCUUGCCAUUAAAUCCCCCUCGGAUAUACGAAGAGAGGCUCUGGGAUUCGUGUUGUAUCGGAAUCACAGAGCCGAAAUUCAUCCAUCUCCCCUCACAAAGAAGAAACACUUUCAAUCACAGUGUGUCCUCUUGUUUCAGACUCUCCUCUGUGGUUCUCGUGACUCCUACCAUACAUCUUAUGUCUGAGAAGCGAGCCUAUGGGUAGCAAAAGAGGAUGAAAAAGAGGCUUACCAAGGACUAGCUAUGGGUGCUAAAAUGGAAGGGAUUAUGGAAAGUCUCGCAGAGGAGGCACAGUCAUCACUGAGAGGAAAAAUAUGUGCCAAAAAAAGAAUUUAGAAGGAAAGUUUGUUGCUUCGCAAAGACCCAACUCUGAUCACAGAAUUGUUGUUGUAGAGAGGAACAUCAAAAUGUGUUUUUACUCUGCUGCAACUUUACUGUAUAUCAACUCAACACCACUGAGCACUGUGAGCUGGGGAAAGGGUACAUGUUCACAAAAAAACCCUGCUGUAGCAAGGUACUUAAAAUAUUCAUUUUACAGUGAAGCUUAUUAUGCUACGUCAUCUAUAACCUGUCUUUUGAUAAUGUUUGUAAAAGAUCAUUUUGAAGCAGAAGAUUUGUAAUGUGAUCCUCUUCAAGUGCUGUGCUGCAGUUGACAGAUGGCAGUAGCAUUGUAUGCAUAUGGGGCGUCACAAUUUGGUUAACAAAUUAAAUAGCUCGUGAUUGCAGUGAAAGUUGUGGGUCCAGCCUCAAUCUGCAUCCACAGGUCACGUGCACUUUGAGACCAGACAUAUGGUGGCAUUUUUUUCUCCCUUGUUAAACUCCUAAAACAGUUCACAUUUUUACUUGGAUUUGUCAGAAAUGAACACCCAACUAUACUGUUUGCCCAUUUUGUCAAACACAGUAGGAUGAUCUUCUGAUGGAUUGUUUGUAAAACACUGGUUCAGACAUAGUUUUAUGGGUGUGAGAUAUGAGUAGCAGUGUGGUAGCAGCACAGCAGAAAACUAUUUUUUAAAAUCUGUAUUAUUAUUAUUAUUAUUAUUAUUAUUAUUAUUAUAUCUCCUGUGUAUCCUUACCUAACCUCUAAUCUUUAUCUACCUGUGAUUCUCACUGUGAUCUAAAACAACCGGGUUUCAACAAGAAUGGAUACAACUUUGCUUAUUUACUGUAUCCUGGAUUUUGAAUCAUGUACAGAAACGCCACGGCUUCCGAGUCUCAUGAGUUCAAACCUAAUUUUCUGUAAUGAUCAAUAUGGCAUUUUCCCCCUCUGUUAGUACUUAACAUGUAAAUUUAAUUGUAAUCAACAGUUGAUGUAUUCUGCAGAUAUAAAUCUCAAUAUUGUGGUAAUUCUCUAGUUGAUAUAAGUUAGCAUUAAGUAGUUUCGAUCUAACGUAGGCACAGAAACUGUCGGCUAGCCUCCAGACAGUCAUUGUAUUACCACCGGGCUUCUAUAAUCUUUGUGGUUACUGGCAUGUCGUGGAUUUUUAUUAAUGUAUGAUGAUAGAAGUUGAAAAAUACAAAGAUAAGCUGGCACUUUGAAUAUUAUACUUCUGCAGCACAUUCAUAAUAAAGACACGUUGCAUGUAA
Lates calcarifer (barramundi perch) is the source of this 3439-nucleotide messenger RNA. It is a transcript of the gene prrt2, whose product is annotated as proline-rich transmembrane protein 2. The record is from RefSeq and is a predicted model, not a curated record. Lineage: Eukaryota; Metazoa; Chordata; Actinopteri; Centropomidae. Gene Ontology annotation, cellular component: membrane.